AUGUGAGCUUGAAAAUGAAAUAUAUGUAUAAAAAAUAAAAAAAGCGAUAAUUGGUCGACUGGAUUUAGUAUCAACCACAUCACAAACCUUCGAACGUCUACCUCUGUCAAAAUCCCGAGAAUUAAUAAGUUCCAGGAAUUUAACAUUUUUGAUUUUAACAAUCAAAAUUAAAAUAAGCAUUUCACAUUAACGAAGGUAAGAACAAACUUUUUCAAAAAAUAACAAGGGACAAGGGUGAUGUUUUUAUCUUAUCUACUGGAAGGUUACUCUUAUCAGACGCAAUUAAUCCAAAAAACUUCAACUUUUCCACUGUACUUUUAUGUAUAAAGGACUGAGGAAAUUAAUAUCACAAAAGCCAUCUUAUUCUUUGAAUUUAUUUAACUUCAAAGCAAUGUCAACGUUGGAAGGCAAAUUUGAACUACCGUCAAAGUACAAAGGCUCAGAAAAGACAGUAUGGGCUGAGUUCAUCGCGCUGGCUGCUGAGCACAAACCGCUCAACCUCGGCCAAGGCUUUCCUGAUUUUGCAGCACCCUCGCAUGUCACCCAAGCAUUGGCUGAUGUUGCCAAAGAUGACAAUGUCCUCCUGCAUCAGUACUGCCGAGGAUUUGGCCAUGUGCGUCUUGUCAACGCUCUGAGCAAAGUAUACUCAAAAAUGACCGGACAUGAUAUUAACCCAAUGACUGAUAUAAUCACGACUGCCGGUGCUUAUGAAUCUCUGUACUGUGCUAUACUCGGUUUAGUCAAUGCUGGUGAUGAGGUCAUACUGAUAGAACCGUUUUUUGACUGUUAUGAGCCAAUGGUAGCUGCUGCAAAUGGGAAACCUGUUUUUGUUCCAUUGCGAAUGACCAAAAAAAAUGGCACAAUCAUGUCAAGCGAUUGGAAGCUUGAUGAAGACGAGCUUUCUUGUGCAUUCAGUUCAAAGACAAAGCUUAUCCUCCUGAACACACCUCACAACCCUGUAGGUAAGGUAUUCAGCAUGGAAGAACUCACAAUGAUUGCGGACCUUUGCAAAAAGUGGAACGUUGUCUGUAUUUCUGAUGAGGUCUACGAAUGGAUGGUGUACAAGCCUUACAAGCAUGUACGAAUAGCGACAUUGCCUGGCAUGUGGGAGAGGACGAUCACGAUUGGAUCUGCGGGAAAGACACUCAGUGUGACUGGUUGGAAAACGGGCUGGGCUUACGGUCCGGCAAACCUCAUCCAUAACUUGCAAGUUGUACAUCAGAACAUUUUGAAUUCCAUUACCACUCCAAUAUCGGAAGCGAUAGCAAGAAGUUUGGAGCUGGAGUUAUCACGAAUUGAUUCACCUGAUUGUUAUUUUGUAAGUUUGGCUGAAGAACUAAGAGAGAAACGAGAUUACAUGGCCAAAUUUAUAACAGAAAUCGGAAUGAUUCCUACGAUACCGGAGGGUGGUUAUUUCAUGAUGGUAGAUUGGACACCGUUGGCUGACAGGGUUGCGUUAGACCAAGAGAAUGACAAAUACAAAGAUUACAAGUUCGCCAAGUGGAUGACCAAGAACCAAAAGCUCCAGGGCAUUCCACCAUCAGCAUUUUAUGGCACCGAACACAAGAACUUAGGUGAAAAUUAUAUUCGAUACUGCUUCAUAAAAAAAGAUGAGAAUCUUCAGAAAGCCGAGCAGAUACUCAAGAAAUGGGCUUGUGGGGCCAGCAAGAUGUGACCAUGAAUCCAUCCUUGCCCGGGGCCUCUCAAUCAUGAGAAGUCGCCCCUCAGCCACCUCUUCGCGUCCUUCGUGUCAUUGCCAUAAGUUUUACCAGCCCUAGAAAACAUUCUUUGUGAUAUAUUUCAUAUUAAGCUAAUUGAGUUAAAGGCAUGUUUAAAUUCUAAAUUGUUUAUUUUCAUAAACUUUGAUUUGUUUUUGAAGACAUGGUGUAAAUAAAAAUGUUAUUCUUUGA
Molecule: messenger RNA, 1910 nt
Organism: Cimex lectularius (bed bug)
Lineage: Eukaryota; Metazoa; Arthropoda; Insecta; Hemiptera; Cimicidae
Gene: Kyat
Product: kynurenine--oxoglutarate transaminase 3
Exons: 9
Coding region: 320-1675 (451 amino acids)
Biological process (GO): biosynthetic process
Cellular component (GO): cytoplasm; mitochondrion
Molecular function (GO): pyridoxal phosphate binding; L-kynurenine:2-oxoglutarate transaminase activity
Source: RefSeq, a predicted model, not a curated record